This is a messenger RNA of Notechis scutatus (mainland tiger snake), 736 nucleotides long. The record is from RefSeq and is a predicted model, not a curated record. NCBI's taxonomy places the organism in Eukaryota, Metazoa, Chordata, Lepidosauria, Squamata, Elapidae.
GCAGAUCACAGAAUAUGCCCUUCUUGGCAUUGGAUUGUUCUGCGGCUUUCCUGCACUGGGAACGUUCUCUUGAUGGUGGCUGUGAUACUGAUGGGGGUUUAUGGCCUAAAGUGCAGUUUCUCAACAGCGACAAACAGAAGCUCACAAAACUUCCAGGAAAUGACUGGAAUUUCAAAUGCACAUCACUGUAAACAAAAUGAAAACAAAACAAACAGCCAAUUACAAAAAUUCAGGACUUGUCUAAGGCAAUAUUUGUGUGAGCCUACAAAUGCGCCUGCAGAGAAUGGAUCCUGCAGUGUGUGCCCUAUAACAUGGUUUCCAUACAAAGACAAAUGCUACUGGAUUUCUAAUUCAAUCCAGUCCUGGAACCAAAGCUACAAGGACUGUGUGGCAAAAGGAUCUCAACUGUUGAUGAUUUCUGAUACAGCAGAACAGGAAUUCAUCCAGAACAAAACAAACAUUAAUACAUGGAUUGGGCUCAAAUUCAAAUUGCCAGAGAAGAAGUGGAUGUGGAUCAACGGCUCACCAUUAAACCAUAUACUAUACCAAACUUCAGGGGCUAUCUGUGGUAUUAUAGGAAAGAAGGGAAUCGACUCUGAUAUGUGCUAUACAGAGAAUUACUGGAUUUGUCAGAAACUGUCUGUAAUCAUCUGAGGAUUUGCAUGCAGAAUUAAAAAAAAAAAACCCCCCCCCCCCCCCCCUCAAACUGUGCGCUGCCUUUUUCAGCAAUGGCUGU